Molecule: messenger RNA, 974 nt
Organism: Chara braunii
Lineage: Eukaryota; Viridiplantae; Streptophyta; Charophyceae; Charales; Characeae
Source: the annotation of a GenBank genome assembly
GCUCUCUCUCUAUAGUAAUUUAUUAGACAACCCCAAUUUUUAAGCUAUUAAUAAUUGGACGACGGCACAAGGCAUGAUGUCUACCUGUUAUGCCCUCUUCGCUGAGGGCCGUGACCUGCGCCAAAAGCUGGAGGACCGGUUGGUGGGCGAUGACGUCAUGGAGGACGAGUUCUCGCAGGCGAAUGGAGCGCAGGAAGACAAGGCCAACUCCGGCGUCAGCACCGACAACAACAACAGCAACAAUAUGCACAACAACAAAGAUUAUAACAACAAUAGUAACGACGAUAACAACAACGGCGAUGACCACGACAGCAGCGAUGUGGUGGGAAUUGGGCCAGAUAACAAUAAUACCGACGACGAUGGGGAUGAUAAUAAUAACAACUGCGAUGAUGGCGGCAGCGGUGACGACGGUGGCAGUGACGACGACGACGCCGGUGGAAGUGGUUAUGGCCAUGGGAGCAGCAGGGCAGACAGCAUCAGCACGCUGGGAAAGAAGCCCCAGGCUAAUAAGAGGAUUAUAUGCGGAGUAAUGGGCCUGGCGAGAUGGGGUUUGGGGUUGAAGGAUCAAUCAGCUGUUUCCCCCCCUUCCUUUCUGCUGUUUCUACAUGGUGACUCGUUCUGCCAUCGGGUGGGAGUUGGAUAGACGUCCAACCCCGUUUUCUUUGAUUAGAGCUGACCGGCCCUCAAUCUCUAAUCAUGAAGGGGUGUCGAUCGCCCCCAAGGGAUGUAGGUAGGGUAGGGUUUCGAGUUUGGCUUUGUUUUGUUUUGUUUUGUUUGUUCUCCUCCCGGGGGUGAUUGAUGUUGGCGGCUUUAUAGAUACAAUAAUAUUUCAUGAGCACGAGGUCAAUCCUUCCCUGUCGCAGGGAAGUAAUCAAUGCCUCUGCUCAUCUUUGAAACAUUUGGAUCGAGUAUAUCUCAGAUAGUGUUCACAUGCACCAUAUCACAUACUCGAUGGAUAAAGAUCAUACACAGAA